Orycteropus afer afer is the source of this 2232-nucleotide messenger RNA. The record is from RefSeq and is a predicted model, not a curated record. Lineage: Eukaryota; Metazoa; Chordata; Mammalia; Tubulidentata; Orycteropodidae.
AUGAAGGGGAUCAGAGCAGCGAUUGGAGCGGAGAACUGGAAGCGCCUUAAAGAGACUGCGCGGCCGGGCGGGGGACACCCCAAGUCUGCGUGGCCCCCGCGCCGCCACGCCCAGUGGCCGCCUGAGCCCUGCGAGCAGGGGGAGGAGCCGCCGCCAGUAGAGGCGGAGGAGGUAGAGGAGGCGGAGACGGCGGAGACGGCAGAAAGGAAGGUGGAGGCGGAGGCAAAGGUGGAGGGGAAGGUGGAGGCGGGGAAGGUGGACGCCGCUGGGAAGGUGGACGCCGCGGGGAAGGUGGACGCCGCCGGGAAGGUGGAGGCGGCGGGGAAGGUGGACGCCGCCGGGAAGGUGGAGACAGCGGAGGGUCCGGGCCGCCGGGUUGAGCUCAAGCUGGAGCCAGCAACCGAGCCGGUCCGGGAGGCGGAGCACGAGCCGAAAGGGAAGCAGGAGCUGGAGGAUGAGAACCCAGCGCGGAGCGGCGGUGGCGGCAGCAGCGACGAGGUUCCUCCCCCCACCCUCCCUUCCGACCCACCGCGGCCCCCCGAUCCCUCCGCGCGUCGCAGUCGUGCUCCCCGCCGCCGACCCCGACCCCGGCCUCAGACCCGGCUUCGUACCCCGCCGCAGCCUAGGCCACGGCCCCCACCACGGCCCCGGCCCCGGCGCGGCCCUGGGGGCGGAUGCCUGGAUGUGGAUUUUGCCGUGGGUCCACCAGGCUGUUCCCACGUGAAUAGCUUUAAGGUGGGAGAGAACUGGAGGCAGGAACUGCGGUUGAUCUACCAGUGCUUCGUGUGGUGUGGAACCCCAGAGACCAGGAAAAGCAAGGCAAAGUCGUGCAUCUGCCAUGUGUGUGGCACUCAUUUGAACAGACUCCACUCUUGCCUUUCCUGUGUCUUCUUUGGCUGCUUUACCGAGAAACACAUUCACGAGCACGCUGAGACAAAACAACACAAUUUAGCCGUAGACCUUUAUUAUGGAGGUAUAUAUUGCUUUAUGUGUAAGGAUUAUAUAUAUGACAAAGACAUUGAGCAAAUUGCCAAAGAAGAGCAAGGGGAAGCUUUAAAAUUACAAGCUUCCACUUCAACAGAGGUUUCUCACCAGCAGUGUUCAAAACCAGGCCUUGGUGAGAAAUAUCCGACCUGGGAAACAACCAAACCAGAGUUAGAACUGCUGGGACACAAUCCACGGAGAAGGAGGAUCACCUCAAGCUUUACCAUCGGUUUAAGAGGACUUAUCAAUCUUGGCAACACGUGCUUUAUGAACUGCAUUGUCCAGGCACUCACCCACACUCCAAUCCUGAGAGAUUUCUUUCUCUCUGACAGGCACAGAUGUGAAAUGCCAAGUCCUGAGUUGUGUCUAGUUUGUGAGAUGUCUUCUCUUUUUCGAGAGUUGUAUUCUGGAAACCCAUCUCCUCAUGUUCCCUAUAAGUUACUGCACCUGGUAUGGAUACAUGCACGCCAUUUAGCAGGGUACAGGCAACAGGAUGCCCAUGAGUUCCUCAUCGCAGCAUUAGAUGUGCUGCACAGGCAUUGCAAAGGUGAUGAUGUUGGGAAGGCAGCCAACAAUCCCAACCACUGUAACUGCAUCAUAGACCAAAUCUUCACAGGUGGCCUGCAGUCUGAUGUUACUUGUCAAGCCUGCCAUGGCGUCUCUACCACAAUAGACCCAUGUUGGGACAUCAGUUUGGACUUGCCUGGCUCUUGCACCUCCUUCUGGCCCAUGAGUCCAGGGAGGGAGAGCAGUGUGAAUGGGGAAAGCCACAUACCAGGAAUCACUACACUCAUGGACUGCCUGCGAAGGUUUACAAGGCCAGAACACUUAGGAAGCAGUGCCAAAAUCAAGUGUGGUAGUUGCCAAAGCUACCAGGAAUCUACCAAACAGCUUACAAUGAAUAAAUUACCUGUUGUUGCCUGUUUUCAUUUCAAACGGUUUGAACACUCAGCCAAACAGAGGCGCAAGAUCACUACAUACAUUUCCUUUCCUCUGGAGCUGGAUAUGACACCAUUUAUGGCCUCAAGUAAAGAGAACAGAAUGAAUGGACAGUUGCAGCUGCCAACCAAUAGUGGAAACAACGAGAAUAAGUAUUCCUUGUUUGCUGUGGUCAAUCACCAAGGAACCUUGGAGAGUGGCCACUAUACCAGCUUCAUCCGGCACCACAAGGACCAGUGGUUCAAAUGUGAUGAUGCUGUCAUCACCAAGGCCAGUAUUAAGGAUGUGCUGGACAGUGAAGGGUAUUUA